AUGAUUUUUAAUAAUAUUGGGAUACCCAUCCCCAGACAUAACACUAAUGUUUCAUCAUCAACUGCAAGGAACAAUCAGAACAGUGCCAAUUCCAACCACAUUGUCGCAAAUCCAGAUAAUAUUAAUGGUACCACCCCAUUUUUAGUAGGAUCAUUACAACAACAACAGCAGCAGCAGCAACAACAACAACAACAACAACAACAACAACAACAACAACAACGACAACAACCAGAAAAUAAUACCAAUUAUAACAACCUGAAUAAUGAGCAACCAUCAUAUUCCUCUCAAUUACCCUUAGCUCUAUCUUUAUGUCAAGCAAAUGGUGUGCAACCGUAUCAUGUUAAUGAUUUUGACAUGAUCACUAAUGAGGAGUUGUUACCAAGCCAAGUUCCAUUGCCUAUACCACCCAUUAAUGGACCAAGUUCACCGCCUCACACUAGUUCUAGUAUACCUGGUGCUUAUAUCACUUCUGUUACUAAUAACAAUGGAGAAGUCAUCAAUAAUACUUUCCAUGUGUCCACUGCCGGUGCGGACACCCACAAUAAUGGCACUAGCAAUAAAACCAAUAACAACAAAAAGAAAACUAAGAUAUUGUCUAACUUACAUCAUAUAAUUUAUCCACCCUGUUCGGAUUUGAACAUUCAUAGAGAAAAUAUGGUUCUAAACUUUUCUGAAAAUGCGAAAUUGCCCCAUCCUGUUGAUGAAGAAACCGUGAUUAAAAGAAAAGACAAGCAAGGGUUUUUCACUAUUCGAUUAACUCCAUAUUUGGAAAAUCCUGCAGCUGUUAAUAAUAAUGGUGGUAACUAUCACCCGGGUUUAUAUUUUGAGCCUAUCAUUAGACAAGUUGGACCCGAGUCCCAAAUAUUAAUUGGAAGGUAUACCGAAAAAGUGCGUGAAAUAUUAAGUAAACUACCGGAACAGUAUCAUCCAAUAGUUUUUAAAAGUAAAGUUGUUAGCAGGACCCAUGGUUGUUUCAAGGUUGAUAGAUUGGGUAAUUGGUAUAUUAAGGACUUAAAAAGUAGUAGUGGUACCUUUUUAAAUCAUCAAAGAAUUUCACCAGCUGGUACGUUGAGCAAAGAUUUUCUAAUUCAAGAUGGUGAUAUUUUGCAAUUAGGGAUGGACUUCCGCGGCGGUACGGAGGAGAUUUAUCGUUGUGUUAAAAUGAGAGUAGAGCUUAAUAGAUCCUGGAAAAAAACUGCAAAUUCAUUCAACAAAAAGGCGUUAUUAAAAAUGAGAAAAUUGACGAGCUUAAAAGAUGAAGAGCAAGAAGACUGUUCAAUCUGUUUAUCUAAAAUUAAACCAUGUCAAGCUGUGUUUAUGUCUCCUUGUAGUCAUAGUUGGCAUUAUCAAUGUAUUAGAAGGUUGAUUACCACAACUUACCCCCAAUUUAACUGUCCAAAUUGCAAAUGUACCUGUGAUUUGGAAGCUUUAUCGGAUACAGAUGAGUCAGAAGAUGAAAACGAAGAUUCUGCUUCUGAAGAUAAUACAAAUGUUACUGGUAAUCAGAACCCUCACUUAACAUCAUAUGCAAAUAAUAAAUACAAAGAAAACAAUGCCUCUACAAAUAAAUUAUAUAUAGACAAAGAUGGUAACCUAAAUAAAAUAAUGGAAGGAGAUGGUAAUGCUAACAAUGGAGAAUUGCCAGCUCCCAUAAUAGCUCAAAAUUUUUGA
This is a messenger RNA of Saccharomycodes ludwigii, 1671 nucleotides long. It is a transcript of the gene DMA2, whose product is annotated as ubiquitin-conjugating protein DMA2. Gene Ontology annotation, cellular component: ubiquitin ligase complex; mitotic spindle pole body; cell division site. The record is from RefSeq and is a predicted model, not a curated record. Gene Ontology annotation, molecular function: protein binding; ubiquitin protein ligase activity. The transcript has a single exon. Bases 1 to 1671 code for a protein of 556 amino acids. Lineage: Eukaryota; Fungi; Ascomycota; Saccharomycetes; Saccharomycodales; Saccharomycodaceae. Gene Ontology annotation, biological process: negative regulation of septation initiation signaling; mitotic spindle assembly checkpoint signaling; ubiquitin-dependent protein catabolic process.